CUCUGCUCCUCACACCUCCCUGAGCAGGUCCUGGGGAGGUCAGGGUGCUGCUGGUUCAUCUCUGAGGCUCAGAGACCACAAAUAGCUUCACCUUUGCUGAGGAACACUCUGGUCCCCAGAGCAGUUGUACAGAACACUCCAAAGCCUGUUGGCCUUUGCCAUACAGGUCGUCCAUACGUUUUUAAUAGAUCCCUGCAAUAGUUUCGGUGUCAUCCUGCAUGAGCAACGGGCACUGUGAUGGUUUUUUCCAAGCUGGAGGGGCACAGUUGCCAUUUGCCCUGCACGGGUGUCCUGCCUUGCCCUCGCUCUGCCACUCCAGGUAAGUCCCAGCCCACCACAGUGGGAUUUGCCAGAGGAAACGUGGGAUUUUCACCACUCCUUCCUUCCCCACGCCAGCUUGGCUGCGGCGAGGACGCAGACGGGAGCGGAUGUGGCAUCCAUCAGGGGACGGGGCUGGCUCCUGCUCGGGGUUGGCUCAGCCACCCACAGCUGAGCGAGCUGGGAGCAGGCUGGGAGCAGGCUGGGAGCUGGGAGCAGGCUGGGAGCUGGGAGCAGGCUGGCUCUGGAGGCCCUGAUGCAGCAGCAGCAGCAGCCUGGGUGCCUGAUUCACUUUACCCACGGACGUCAUCGCGGCGGUGGCACUGCCGGGGUGACGUGGCGGUGGCAGGAGCAGCACCCGUGGGCUGAGCCCCGUCACGUCCCCACCGUGGCACAAACACGUCCGGCCCCGCUGCAGAGCCCUUAAAUACGGCUCGGUGCUAAACAGGAGCUGACGUCAGAGCUCGUUCCACCUCUCCCAGCCUGGAAAACAGGAGGGAAUAUCUUAAUAAAUCAGAUGGCAGCCAACCUUCAAAAUCAGGUCAGCCUCGCUGGCGUUCCCCUCCCCUCCUCACACCUCCAGCUCGUUUUCUCACUGUGAGCCCAGCCAAGCUCCUUGCAUCAUUCCCCCGGCGAGGCCAGCUGGGCUCGGAGCGGGAGCCGCGGGAAUGCGGCACCGCUCGGCUCCAGAGCUGGAGCUCCCGAGCGGGAGGGCACCAGUGGGGUACCACCCCUGCCCCGCUGCUGCCCGGCUCCAGGAUGCCCUCCCUGCCGCUGGGGCUCUUGUGGCAGAUGCUGGCUGAGCAGGCUGGGUUGGAUAAUGGAGUUCUGCUGGCGGGGACUGAGGUUUGCGCUCACGAGGAGAUGGAAAUGCGCACCUGGGCAGAAGCUUUUCCUGCCAGCCAGGUGCAAAACAUGUCCCAGUCGAUAGAGGUGUUGGACAGGAGGACUCAGAGAGACCUACAGUACGUGGAGAAGAUGGAAAACCAGAUGAGGGGACUGGAAUCCAAAUUUAAGCAAGUGGAAGAAAGCCACAAGCAGCACCUGGCAAGGCAGUUUAAGGCAAUAAAAGCGAAAAUGGAGGAACUUAGGCCUUUGAUACCAGUGUUGGAAGAGUACAAAGCCGAUGCCAAAUUGGUAUUGCAGUUUAAAGAGGAGGUCCAGAAUCUGACGUCAGUUCUAAACGAACUCCAGGAGGAGAUUGGCGCCUAUGACUACGAAGAGCUUCAGAACAGAGUGUCAAAUCUUGAAGAAAGGCUUCGUGCAUGCAUGCAAAAAUUAGCCUGUGGGAAGCUGACGGGAAUAAGUGACCCGAUCACAAUUAAAACCUCGGGGUCCCGCUUUGGAUCGUGGAUGACGGAUCCUCUGGCUCCCGAGGGAGAAAACAAGGUUUGGUACAUGGACAGCUACCACAACAACCGCUUCGUCCGCGAGUACAAAUCCAUGGCGGAUUUCAUGAACACCGACAACUUCACCUCCCACCGCCUGCCGCACCCGUGGUCGGGCACGGGCCAGGUGGUCUACAACGGCUCCAUCUACUUCAACAAAUACCAAAGCCACAUCAUCAUCAGGUUCGACUUGAAGACGGAGACCAUCCUCAAGACGCGCAGCCUGGACUACGCCGGCUACAACAACAUGUACCACUACGCCUGGGGCGGCCACUCGGACAUCGACCUCAUGGUGGACGAGAACGGGCUCUGGGCCGUCUACGCCACCAACCAGAACGCCGGCAACAUCGUCAUCAGCAAGUUGGACCCCAACACCCUGCAGAGCCUGCAGACCUGGAACACCAGCUACCCGAAACGCAGCGCCGGCGAGGCCUUCAUCAUCUGCGGCACCCUCUACGUCACCAACGGCUACUCGGGCGGCACCAAGGUGCACUACGCCUACCAGACCAACGCCUCCACCUACGAGUACAUCGACAUCCCCUUCCAGAACAAGUAUUCCCACAUCUCCAUGUUGGACUACAACCCCAAGGAUCGGGCUCUCUACGCCUGGAACAACGGGCACCAAAUCCUAUACAACGUCACCCUCUUCCACGUCAUCCGCUCCGACGAGUUGUAGCCCGGCCUUGGUUCGAAACUGGGUUUAGGGGGGGAAAUAAAUAAAUAAAUUAAAGUGAAAAUUUAAAAAAAAAAUUAAUAAUAAUAAUAAAAAGGAGAAAAAAAAGGGGAGAAACUAAUUUAAACAAAAAUGCUAUUAAGGAAACAUACUUUAAAUAAGUAAACAUAUAAACAGCUGCCAAAAUUAAGACCAACAUCAUGGAGGAUUAUUCAGCAUAAGCCUGACAGAUCAGCAUUACCUCUACAUUUCUAGAAGUCUGGCCCUGUGUUAUAGACUCACGAGUAACCGUGUACUUGCAGCUGGAACUGCACUCAGAGAACCACUUCAGUUUGGGGUUUUGUUUUGUUUCUGUUCUGAUAGCAAACCUAGAGAACAUCCUCAAGCAGUAAGGCAAUGACUGUUGGAAGUUCACCCUCGGGAGCCUCGCUCUCCUCCGUGUGUGGGUUGCAUGGACAUUCCCCCGGCGCCGCGGGCAGCUGUGAUGGAUGUGUGGAAAGGAAAAGCAGGAAAAGCUGACCCGUGAGGAGCUCUGGCUGUCUCAACAAGACCUAUCACAGGUUAGUUUUCUUUGCCUUCCAUUGCAGCUACUGUCUCUCUCAACUGUGUUCUUGUCACUUAGAUUAACUGUGCUGAGACCCGAAGUAGCUCAUGGAUCUGUGUCUUAGUAACUUAUUAAACACGAUGGUUUAAGUAUGUAUUAUGAACAAGCUGUUGUACCCAUAUUGUUUGAACUUAUGUAUUCAGCAACUAUAUUGUAAAAUGUAUGUCUGUUAUUUACCAGAGGUGGCAAAACUUUGUAUGUCCCGUUUAUGCAAUGAAUGUUGUAAAUGCAAUGAUGUAGUUUGGAUUUAAUAAAUGAUGGGUUUUUUUCGUUUCUAAAAAGGCAAAAAAAAAAAAAAAAAUAAGGUCAGUGUUCACCCUUAUACACAGGUAACCAAUUUCAUGUUGAUAAUUACAGGAAUAUUCUCUUACUGUUAUCUAUCUACAUAGCAUUAUGGUGGUUGGAAAUCGCUUCCGUGGAGAUUCUGUGGCAGCAGAUUCCCACGGGAAGCUUUGUUUAUGGAAGUGUGAAGGUAAUUAAUUUUUUUUUAAGAGGAAAACUUUGUACUAUCCACAGUUAUCUAAGGAACAAUAAAACUAUUAGGAGACUUC
Molecule: messenger RNA, 3534 nt
Organism: Vidua macroura (Pin-tailed whydah)
Lineage: Eukaryota; Metazoa; Chordata; Aves; Passeriformes; Viduidae
Gene: OLFM1
Product: olfactomedin 1
Exons: 5
Coding region: 1078-2382 (434 amino acids)
Biological process (GO): signal transduction
Source: RefSeq, a predicted model, not a curated record